CCUCUCUCUCUCUCUCUGAUAUUUCUAUAUCUUCUUCUCUCUGUGCUUCUAAAACGAUCGGACGGUGCACAAUGACCGGAGCCUCCGCCGCUGUUUUCUAGAAGUUUCCGAGAUUCAAUCCCUCAGAUCUCUCCUCCUGGUGUCUGGUUGCCGCGAAAUGGAAGCUAACUACGGUUCAGUUGGGGUUAACGGCGCGCCGCUAACACGCGCCGUGGAGGCCUUGGCUGCUUUGCUGCUCUCGGCUCUUCUCCGAACUCUGGAUCCUCUUGCGUUUUUACCCAUCAAUGGAGCUGGUAUUAAAGAAGAUCCUCACACUCCAUGCCAAGUUAAGCCUGCUGAUGCCGAGGGAGAUGAUGAAGACGAAGACGAUGAUGGUGGACUUGAAGAAGGCGAAGAGGACUUGUCAUCUGAAGAAGGAGAAGAGUAUGAUAACAAACCCAACAACAAUAAGAGUAACUCAAAGAAGGCCCCAGAAGAUGAAGCAGGACGUGGGGCUGAAGAAAAUGGAGAAGAGGAAGAGGGCGAUGAAGAAGAUGGUGAUGACCAAGAAGAUGGCAAUGAGGACGACAAUGAUGAAGAUGACGAUGAUGAUGACGACGAUGACAAUGACGAUGGAGGAGAAGAGGAUGAGGAAGGAGUCGAGGAGGAGAAUGAGGAGGAGGAAGAAGAUGAAGAUGAGGAAGCACUUCAGCCACCAAAGAAGAGGAAGAAGUAGAGACUUACAGGAACAGUACGUAAAGCCUCUCUCGAUUAUGACUUGCUUUCUAACUCUUUAUCUAGAUGAGGGAGGGUUUCUUAGGAUGGUCGUUUAAAUUGGUACUUGUAUUUCCAAUUCUACUGUGCUUUAGGGAUAAAAGAGACUACAUUUGCAUUUCACAAGUAGAGAACAUGUAACCGUUCCCCAAUAUGUUCUGUUCAGUCACCUUUGUAAUGUUCUGUUGUAGUAUUUUUUCCAUAACUAAAUGACUGUUUAAAAGUUGAGAAAUGUUUUACAAUAGAAGUGAUUAUGCAAAAGCUAAAUUUCUUUUUACUUU
Molecule: messenger RNA, 1034 nt
Organism: Fragaria vesca subsp. vesca
Lineage: Eukaryota; Viridiplantae; Streptophyta; Magnoliopsida; Rosales; Rosaceae
Exons: 3
Coding region: 158-715 (185 amino acids)
Source: RefSeq, a predicted model, not a curated record